Galleria mellonella (greater wax moth) is the source of this 1938-nucleotide messenger RNA. RefSeq names its product ubiquitin-conjugating enzyme E2 S. Bases 290 to 1033 code for a protein of 247 amino acids. NCBI's taxonomy places the organism in Eukaryota, Metazoa, Arthropoda, Insecta, Lepidoptera, Pyralidae. The record is from RefSeq and is a predicted model, not a curated record. The transcript has 3 exons.
UGUCAGUUCAAAAUGUAAUGUAAUUGUCAAAAAUGUAAAUUAAUUCGUUGCACAGCGUUGGGUUCUAUUCUAAAUAUAAUAAAUUCUAGAUAAAAUUUUGAUCUAAUUCGUUAUAGUGGAUUGGAAUAAAUUGUAAAAAAAAAAAACACUAGAAUUACUAGUAUAUAUCUUUAGCCGGCGUCUGUUUUGGAGUGAUGCUGCAGAAGUAUUCGUCGGUGGAUCCGACGACUGCAUGAACAGGAGUGUAUCGAGGCGACGCUAGCAAAGAGAUUGCGGCGGUGGCGGCAGGAUGUCAAACGUGGAGAACGUGUGCCCGCAGGUACUGCGCGGCGUGGCACGGGAGCUCCGGCGGCUGGCGGCCAACCCACCCGCUGGCGUUAAACUGGUACUGCGGGAAGACGACCUCACCGACGUCGUGGCGCAUAUUGAUGGACCCGCCGACACGCCGUACGCGGGCGGCGUGUUCCGCGUGCGGCUGGUGCUGGGCCGCGAGUUCCCGGCGGCGCCGCCGCGCGCCUACUUCCUCACGCGCAUCUUCCACCCGAACGUGGCGGCGGCCACGGGCGAGGUGUGCGUCAACACGCUCAAGCGCGACUGGCGGCCCGAGCUCGGGCUCGAGCACGCGCUGCUGGCCGUCAAGUGCCUGCUCAUCGCGCCCAACGCCGAGUCCGCGCUCAACGCCGAGGCGGCGGCGCUGCUGCGCGACCGCUACGACGACUACUUCGCGCGCGCCAAGCUGCUGGCCGACAUCCACGCGCGCCGCCCGCCGCGCCCGCCGCGCCCGCGCACGACGCCGGCCCGUGCGCCAAGCGCGAGCGCCGCGCGUCCGCCGCGUCCGGCCGCGGCGACGGCGAGCCCAGCGGCGCGAGCGCGAGCGCACACACCAACGCGAACGCGAACGCGAACGCGAACGAGGGCGCCGCGCGCCCCGCCAAGGAUCGCCGCCGCAUCCUCAAGCGCUUAUGAGCGACUCCGGCGACACCCGGCGAUGGCCAUUCAACGUAUGUCAAAGAAUCGGUGUUUCGUGUCUUAAGGGAUACUCGGCACGGCCAGUAGUUUUAAUGAUUAUCGCCCGGAACUUGAGCCCAGGAGUAAUGAUUAUUGACUCAGCGACGCAGGUCAUGUGCCGAGCGACAAUCGUUGCCAGAAUUGUAUUGUUAAUUAUGUAACUACUGAGGUAAAUAUUUUGAGUAGCCUCGCUCUGGUUUCCAACUGUACUCGUCUAGUGUGAACCUUGUCGCUCGGUCUCGUCCCUGCUUCAUGAUUUGUUGAUCGAUGAACUCGCGCGAAAGUGUUCGUGUGGACUAUGCAUGUAGUGUAUAAGAAUGGUAGAUGUAGUGUAUUAAUGUACGCAGAGGCACAUUUCCGAGGCGCACCGGUUAUUAGUUGUAUUUGACUUUAAGAAAUGUUACUAACUAGACGGAAAUGGGCCUCUCGUGAGAAUAAAUGUAACUGCUCCAGCAGCAUCCGCGAGUGUCGUCGGUCCGUGGUUGCGAGCGGCGACUGCUGUUGCAGUAGUUGCGAUCAAUAAUGUACAAUACGAGCGCGCGCCUCCACGCCCGACGCCCUAACGGAUCUCCCCGUACACGUGUCGUGCUCAACCAACCGGAGAGGCGAGUUGAGUCGAGCCCGGAUGUCUGGUACGAUAUGAAAUGUUUAUGAUUUGAUCAAGGUUGUGUUCAAAGUUAUGUCAUUUUCUUGACAUCAGAUGCUAUCCAUCUCAAGAAGUGUCCUCUUACUGACGUCUGAUGGCGAUUAAGUUUGACUGCCUUACAAUUGUUAGAAUUUCUGUGAGAAUAGUUAGGAUGUUGGGGUGUGGAAACUGCAUAACUAGUUCAAAGUAUUUAUAGUGAUUUAAAAAUAAGUGACAAAUGAACAUUUGAUGCUAUGAUAAUAAGGAUUGUAUAAAAAGUAGAAAAUAUAUAAUUUGAUAAUUGA